Molecule: messenger RNA, 1402 nt
Organism: Pecten maximus
Lineage: Eukaryota; Metazoa; Mollusca; Bivalvia; Pectinida; Pectinidae
Product: piggyBac transposable element-derived protein 4-like
Exons: 1
Coding region: 33-1274 (413 amino acids)
Source: RefSeq, a predicted model, not a curated record
AGAGAUAUGUUCCUUCAUUUCAAGUAAACAUAAUGAUGGGUGUACGCAGACUUCCAAGGUUAUCUAAUUACUGGAGUACAGAUGUACGGUUUUCAGACCCAUACAUUAGUUCAAUAUUAACAAAAGGGAGAUUUUUGCAGUUGAACAAAUAUAUUCACCUGAGAGAUACCAGUAACAUGCCUGAUAGGAACGACCCAGGAUAUGACCCUUUAUUCAAAGUAAGAACCAUGAUUGACAUGAUAGUCCCAAAGUUAAAAGAAAACUACAUUCCAGGACAGAAACUCUCUAUAGAUGAAGAGAUGAUAGGUUUCAAGGGGCAAGUUCACUUCAAACAGUAUAUGUCAGCAAAAUCUAGAAAAUGUGGUAUCAAAGUAUGGCAGAUUUGUGAUGUAGAUACUGCAUACUGUUGUAACUUUCAGAUCUAUUCUGGAAAAAAACAUGGAGCUGAUGGGAAACACGGGCUAGGGUAUGAUGUUGUUUGGAGCUUAUCUGAGCCUUACCACAACCAAAACAGACAUUUGUACUUUGAUAGAUUCUUUUCAUCAGUGACAUUAGCUGAACAUCUGGAGCGUGUAAAUACCUAUGUUUGUGGAACUAUAAUGUCAAAUAGAGAAGGUAUUCCAGAUGAUGUAAAAAAGGCGAAACUGAAAACACGGGGUGAACUUGUACAGAUGCAGAAAGGAAAUCUCCUUGCUACAGCAUUCAAGGAUAAAAAAACACAGAUAACAUUUCUCUCCACAUCAGAACAGCCACACAUGAAUGUGAAUAAACCUCACGUAAAUGUGUCGUACGACAUGUACAUGGGCAGUGUGGACAGAUUCCAUCAAAUGGAAUCUUACUAUCCAGUCGGAAGACCAGGAAACAAGUGGUGGCGAUAUGUCAUGUGGUACAUUGUGAACUUAGCUGUUGUAAAUGCUUGGAUUCUAUAUAAAAAAACGGAGAAAAAAGUUCCCACACCGAAGAAAUAUUAUGAUCACCUACAAUUCCGUGUUGAUGUUGCUGAUCAGUUGCGGGCAGGAUUUACGUCCAGGAAACAUCGAGCUGGAAUUAGGAGGUCCACAAAGGAGGAAAAUCAUCCUGUUCUUGGUGAUCAUGAUAUCAGUCAUCACAAGCUAGUGAGGAUUGAGGGUCGAAAGAGGGUGUGUCGGGAAUGUGUGAAACAAGGACGUAAAACUCCGAAGGGACGUGCAGUGGAGACAUCUUUCAUGUGCCAGUUCUGUACUGUGCCCUUGUGCAGAGUUGGAUGUUUUACUGAUUAUCACGACAGAAACUAAUUAAUUCUCAAACUGAACUUGUGUGAAAAGUGACUAAAUUAAUGCUUUAAAAACUUACUAUUUUUGGAAUUGGCAUUUGAAAAUAUUUACCUGUAUAUCUCACCUGGCCUGUUGUUGUUGACUUAUAU